Molecule: messenger RNA, 1431 nt
Organism: Eutrema salsugineum
Lineage: Eukaryota; Viridiplantae; Streptophyta; Magnoliopsida; Brassicales; Brassicaceae
Product: gamma-glutamyl hydrolase 1
Exons: 9
Coding region: 124-1233 (369 amino acids)
Biological process (GO): tetrahydrofolylpolyglutamate metabolic process
Cellular component (GO): vacuole
Molecular function (GO): gamma-glutamyl-peptidase activity
Source: RefSeq, a predicted model, not a curated record
UCGAAAAGUGUGCGCGUGGAUGAUUUGAGAAGCUAAUAAAAUCGUAAUACAAAAGUCUUACUCAGAUCACUCUCUCUCUCCUCGUCAACACUGCGAAUCCUUGACCAUUCGUCUUGCUCAGAGAUGUGGAGAUACUGCUUCUGUUUACCGUUGCUACUCUUUGAUAUUGGUGUGGCCAAAGCUUCCGACUCGUCUGCGUCGAUUUUCCUCCCUAGUCAAACCGGGGUCGACGGUUCACGGAGUCCGGUCUGCUCUUCGCCGGAUCCGAACCUGAACUACAGGCCGGUCAUCGGGAUUCUGAGCCACCCUGGCGAUGGCGCGUCGGGUCGGCUGACCAACGAUACCAGCUCCACGUACAUCGCGGCUUCGUAUGUGAAGUUCGCCGAGGCAGGUGGAGCACGUGUUAUCCCUCUCAUCUACAACGAGCCUGAACGACUUCUCUUCCAGAAGCUAGAAUUGGUCAAUGGUGUGAUCUUCACUGGUGGUUGGGCUAAAAAAUAUCAAUAUUUCGACAUCGUCAAAAAAAUCUUCAAUGUUCUGUUUGGCUUCGUGUUACCUGGAACAUUUUCUGUCUAUAACACAAUUCCAAUAUUCUUUAUGUUGCUACACAGAAAGCUUUGGAGAGAAAUGAUGCUGGAGAGCAUUUUCCAGUAUAUGGCAUUUGCCUCGGAUUCGAGCUUAUGUCAAUUAUCAUUAGUCAGAACAGAGACAUUCUUGAAAGAUUUGAUGCAGAAGAUAAUGCAUCAAGUCUCCAGUUCGUUGAAAAUGUUAAUAUCCAAGGAACUCUAUUCCAAAGAGUUGUUGAAAAAACUCAGUACAGACUGUUUGGUUAUGCAGAAACACAAGUAUGGUAUCACACCAGCAAACUUUCGAGGAAACCCUGCUCUGUCUAGUUUCUUUGAAAUCAUUACAACUUGCGUUGAUGAAAACAGCAAGACUUAUGUUUCAACUGUUAAAGCAAAGAGAUACCCAAUAACUGGCUUCCAGUGGCAUCCUGAGAAAAAUGCAUUUGAAUGGGGAUCAUCUCAAAUUCCACACUCUGAGGACGCGAUUCAGGUGACACAACAUGCUGCAAGUUAUCUAGUCAGUGAAGCUAGGAAGUCAAAGAACAGACCAGAAUCUAAGAAAGUGUUGAGUAACCUCAUAUACAACUACAAGCCUACGUACUGCGGAUAUGCAGGGAGGGGUUACGACGAGGUUUACCUUUUCACACAACCAAGAGCCCGUUUCUAAGAAAGUCCUCUUGGUCUCGUGUUUGCUCAAGUGAACCAGUUAUAUGUGUACGUUCUAUGAUCUGAACUUGGGUAACUCUUGAGAGUUUAAUGAGUCGAUUGUUUCGCGCUGUCUACAUGAUUUUCCUAUUUAGAUGGUUGAUUUUUUCUUUGGAAUUAUAUCAUUUCCAAGGAGUUAGUUUUAUUUGGUUCGUAUGUC